GUGACGUGCGCCGCCGCGUUGGGGCCCGAGGCGCCCGCCAGUCCCUGGGAGGCUAGCGGGGCUGCUGAGAGGAGGACGCUCCGCAGACUUGGUGCUCGCCGGCUCCCUCUCCGCGCUCUGCGACCGCCGCAGCGAAGAUGGCCUCAGGAGUGCAAGUUGCUGAUGAAGUAUGUCGCAUUUUUUAUGACAUGAAAGUUCGGAAGUGCUCCACACCAGAAGAAAUCAAGAAAAGAAAGAAAGCUGUCAUUUUUUGUCUCAGUGCAGACAAAAAGUGCAUCAUUGUAGAAGAAGGCAAAGAGAUCUUGGUUGGAGAUAUCGGUGUAACCAUAACUGAUCCUUUCAAGCAUUUUGUGGGAAUGCUUCCUGAAAAAGAUUGUCGCUAUGCUUUGUAUGAUGCAAGCUUCGAAACAAAGGAAUCCAGGAAAGAGGAGUUGAUGUUUUUUUUGUGGGCUCCAGAACUAGCACCUCUGAAAAGUAAAAUGAUCUAUGCGAGCUCCAAGGAUGCGAUCAAAAAGAAAUUUCAAGGCAUAAAACAUGAAUGUCAAGCAAAUGGGCCAGAAGACCUCAAUCGGGCUUGUAUUGCUGAAAAGCUAGGUGGAUCCUUAAUUGUAGCUUUUGAAGGAUGCCCUGUGUAGACCAUCACUCGGUGCCACAAACUGAAAGCUUCCGUGUUUAAUGUUAUCCUUUUGCUAUGUAAGUAAAGCUGAUACGUUUAGGCCAGGGACUCGCUGAGGGGAGCUGUCUUGUCAUUUGCUAGGGUAAACUAUUCCAUGAACAUGUGCAAAUGGCCCUAAAUAAAUCUAAACUCUAAAGUUGUAUUGGUGUGAAAUUAAAUUCUUACUGGCCAAAUGCCUGUUUUGAUUAGUUGACUUGUAAAGAUUUUUGUUAAGCUCAUGAUUUUUAAUAGUGCAGUUCACAAAACAGUCCAAGGCCACAUGAAGACAAUUACUGCAUCUUCAUUAACCUCAGCAGUUACUUUGUUUCUUUUGCUUAGAGAAUUGGUCAUAAUCUGGUUAUAAUUUUGGCCCAAAUUCUUUUUUCUCUGUUGAGCUAAACUGAAUAAUGGAAAAUAAUUCUCCUCACAACAUGUAACAGCACUAAUGUACUUACUAAACUAUGUAAGAUUCUACCAGACGUGUGGUGGAGACUGCUUAGAACCAGCACUGAUCUUGCACAGCACUACUUUAUGCACGUAGUUGGCACACAGGAAGCAGCUCCUGCACCUGCAGCUGCUCGCUGGUCUAGUCGGGAGGCUGUUCUGAGAGUGACCUUGCAUCUUGGAAACCUGGAGAAUGUGCACUGUCUUGUAACAACGAAUUAUAAUGCAAAUUAGGGCUCCAGUGUAAUCCACUUUGUUGAUGAAAAUGGUGAGGUGGUGUAUUGACAGACUGGGAUACCAGGAUAUCUUUAAUUGUGUCUCCUUCAGAACUGUGUUGCUUCUGGUACAAUAAGGUUUGGAAGAACAUUAUGUUUACUCUGGGGCCUGGGCAAGCUUCUUAAUUUCCUAGAGUAGUUUGCCGACUGUCUGAAGCGGGGAGCGGGUGUGACGGUCGACAGCCGCGGGAAGCCACGCUGAGGACACCUGGAAGUGACUGCCUUUCACAUCACAGGUGUAACACUGAACAACACAGAGAUGCACAAACAGUGGAAUUUAGAAGUAGCAGUACUGGCUUUAUGUAAUAAAGGAAGCAUUUUUAAUUUC
This is a messenger RNA of Balaenoptera acutorostrata (minke whale), 1702 nucleotides long. It is a transcript of the gene DSTN, whose product is annotated as destrin, actin depolymerizing factor. The coding region runs from base 138 to 635 and encodes 165 amino acids. The record is from RefSeq and is a predicted model, not a curated record. The transcript is spliced from 4 exons. Gene Ontology annotation, cellular component: cytoplasm; actin cortical patch; actin cytoskeleton. Gene Ontology annotation, molecular function: actin filament binding. Gene Ontology annotation, biological process: actin filament fragmentation; cell motility; actin filament severing. NCBI's taxonomy places the organism in Eukaryota, Metazoa, Chordata, Mammalia, Artiodactyla, Balaenopteridae.